AUGUUUGAAUUGUUCCUAGAAAAUGAUAAUCAUCAUUCAAUGCAAAGAACAUUAAUGAGUCAUGAACAUUUGAGAUGUAUAACACAGCAGUGGCCAAUUACUUCAUUGAUGAAUUGUCUGAUAAAUCGUCUUUCAUUAUCCGUAGUGACAAAUGAGCCGAGUAAAACUGGAGCAACCUUAGAAUCAAUACAUAGACAGUCAUUGUAUAAUAAUAAUAAUACUGAUUAUAUUCAUUCAUUUUAUUGUGCAAAACGAUUAUGUCUAUUGAAUUUAUGUCGUUUAAUUAUUAAUUUAGAUGCUAAUAUGUAUUUAUCUGCAGCUGAACAAGUAUUUUAUACUAUGUCAGAUUAUAAUAACGAUGAUGAUGAUCCCGAUCAUAAGAGUAAUAUUGAUCAUCAAUUAUUUAUACAUAAUGAUGAGUUAGAAACUAAAGUGUCAACAUCAACAUCACCAUUAUCCAUGUCUACAUCACAAAUAUCAUUAUCAACAUUAGAUAAUGAUUAUUUAUUUUGGCAUAAAAUUACACGAAAGUGUUUAAAUUAUACGGAACGUUUAAAAUUUUGGGAAUACUUAUCAUUUAAUCAUAAUAAAGUGAUAGGUAAUAGUGAUAACAGUACUGAAGGCAAAUGUGAACUCAUUCAAACUUCAUUUGAAAAAAAUUCAUCUAAACUUUUAAUUGAUUCUUCUACAUCAUAUGAUAUUACUCGAACACAAACACAAAAUUUAAGUAAUACUGAAGAUAAUCAAAUUAAAGCAGCAGAAAUUCAAUCUAAUCACUGUCAAUCAUUGUCAUCAUUAUCAUCAUCUACAUCGAAACAACAACACCAACAAAAAGAACAAUUGUCAAGUAAUGAAGGCUACCAAUUGAACACGAUUGAAUCUAUAAAGUAUCCAAUGGUUAUUUCAGAUUCCGGUGUAAGUAUAUCAUCUUUACCGGUUAGUAGUGUUGAUCUAAUAAAUGUAGAAAAGGAUGUAUGUCAUAUAUGUGAAGAUAAUGAAUCCAUUCCUACAAAACAUAUUCAAGAAGAAUUAAAUAAUUUCAUUGAAACUGAUUAUACUACUAAUAAAUAUAUAUUAAAUUGUGUUCAAUUACGUAUUGAACAAAAUAGUAUAUUUUCUAAACAUUUAAUUCAUUGUUUAAAUCUUGUUUGGUAUAGACAUUUUCCAAUUGAAUUAUUAUCAAAGUUUAUUUCAAAGAUAAGCUGA
This is a messenger RNA of Schistosoma mattheei, 1206 nucleotides long. NCBI's taxonomy places the organism in Eukaryota, Metazoa, Platyhelminthes, Trematoda, Strigeidida, Schistosomatidae. The record is from the annotation of a GenBank genome assembly.